Messenger RNA from Komagataella phaffii GS115, 1230 nucleotides. RefSeq lists its product as hypothetical. NCBI's taxonomy places the organism in Eukaryota, Fungi, Ascomycota, Pichiomycetes, Pichiales, Pichiaceae. The record is from RefSeq and is a predicted model, not a curated record. The transcript has a single exon. Bases 1 to 1230 code for a protein of 409 amino acids.
AUGCUAACCAAGGUUAUUUCACUCGCUAUUUUAACUGCUUCAGCCUUUGCUGAUUCUGGAGAGUUCACUCUUUGGAACUUGUCACCCGGUGACCCUUACGACUCAACUUUCUGGGGGGUAUCUGAAGGUUUAAUCGUCCCUGUAGAACCUGGUGUGACUUUUGUUAUCACUGAUGACCUACAGCUUAAGACUACUGAUGAUCAAUUCGUUACUGUUGGUGAGGACUCCGCUCUAGGUUUAGGAGCUGAAGGUUCGGUAGAAUUCAGCAUCAUCAACGAGGAUGGCAUUACCUCUCUUUACUACAACGGUGAGCUUGUUACUGCUUACAUUUGUGAGGGUGCAGAACCCCAGAUUUAUCUCACAGGUUCAGAGGAGGACCCCGAAUGUGUUUCUUACACUGUCGCUGUGAUAGGCGUAGACGGCGAAGCCCCACCAACUUUCCCAGAGGAAGACGACGAGACAACAACAACCGAUGAUCCAACCGAUGAGCCAACCGAUGAGCCAACUGAUGAGCCAACUGAUGAGCCAACUGAUGAGCCAACCGAUGAGCCAACUGAUGAGCCAACCGAUGAGCCAACUGAUGAACCAACUGAUGAGCCAACUGAUGAGCCAACUGAUGAGCCAACCGAUGAGCCAACUGAUGAGCCAACCGAUGAGCCAACCGAUGAGCCAACUGAAGAGCCAACUGAAGAGCCAACUGAAGAGCCAACCGAUGAACCAACUCCACCUCCUCCUCAUUGGGGAAAUGAAACUGUAACUGCUACUAAGACUGAGUAUGAAACUACAAAAGUUACUAUCACUUCCUGUGAGGAAACCAAAUGCUAUGAGACUACUUCUGAUGCUUGGGUUUCUACUUGCACCACAGAAAUUGGCGGAAAGGUAACUAAAAUUGUUACUUGGUGCCCAAUCCCAUCUACUCCAGGUCCUAAACCACCUAAGCCUACCAAGCCAACCGAAACUAAGCCAACCACUGUUCCUGCACCAACCACUAAGAAGCCAGAAACACCAACUACUAAGAAGCCAGAAACGCCAGCCCCUGAGAAGCCAGAAAAGACAACCACUGUUAUUCCUCCACCAACCACUGAGAAGCCAUCCACUUUGUCUACCAGUAGUGUUACUGGAAGUGUUACCAUUCCAACUAUAACUGCCACUGGCGGUGCUGGUUCCAAUUUCAACUUGGGUGGAUUAACCGUCGGAGUUGCUGGUAUUGCAAUGGCUUUGUUUGUGUAA